Molecule: messenger RNA, 3052 nt
Organism: Cydia pomonella (codling moth)
Lineage: Eukaryota; Metazoa; Arthropoda; Insecta; Lepidoptera; Tortricidae
Gene: Tip60
Product: histone acetyltransferase Tip60
Exons: 14
Coding region: 86-1693 (535 amino acids)
Biological process (GO): regulation of DNA-templated transcription
Molecular function (GO): histone acetyltransferase activity
Source: RefSeq, a predicted model, not a curated record
UAAUGACGUUUCAGUGUUGAUUUGACAGUAGCUUAGACAGCAAGCUUCUGUUUUUUUUAGGAUUUAAUUGUAAAUAUUUAGCAUAAUGAACGAAAACGAUGAGGACCUUACUACAUUUUGUGAUUCAGCAGCUGCAUUGGUAGAAGGCUGUAGAUUGCCUGUUCGCAUGCAGGGAGGCAAUGACUGGCCUUUAGCAGAAAUUAUUAGCAUUAAAGAGAUUCGUGGACAACGAGGCUACUACGUGCAUUAUGUUGACUUCAACAAGCGUCUUGAUGAAUGGGUGGCCGAGUCCUGGCUGGAUACUCGCAAGGUGCAGUUCCCUCGGAGAGAUGGAGCCCCCGCGCCAGCCGGAACCACCACUCCAAAGAAGACACACAUUGGUUCAGGAGGUGGCAUUAUGCCUCAUGUUAUUAAUGAUAGAGUCUGCAAUGACAUACCGAAAUCUAGUAGCGAUACCAAUAGAGAAGCUAGUGUGACACCGUUACAGCACAAAGCCCCAGAAAGAACACAUUUUGGCGAAGCGCUCAAUGGUUCCGUUCACAAAAAUGCACCUGUCCCCGGCACGCCGAUGGCGGAGCCGCGGGCGCUGGUGUCGCGGCCCGCGAGCCCCACGCUGCUGGCCGAGCCGCCGCUCGUCAACGGCCAGGCCGUGCUGGCCGCCGCGCUGCACAAGAAGAUGAACAGGAAGCGGAAAGCUAACUCUAUAGACAACGAGUCAGAAGCUGGCGAGGAAGGUGACACUAUCGCAUCGGGAGCGGCCACGCCGACCACCAGACCGCGGCAGUCCGGCUCUCUCGUAGCUCACGGGCAUGAUGACUUGGUGACCCGCAUGAAAAACAUCGAGAUGAUAGAGCUCGGCAAGCAUCGGAUCAGACCCUGGUACUUCGCGCCCUACCCACAGGAAAUGGUGAAUCUCCCCUGCAUAUACAUAUGCGACUUCUGUUUAAAAUAUAGGAAAAGUAGGAAAUGCUUGGAAAGGCACCUGAUCAAAUGCAAGCUAAAACACCCUCCCGGCAACGAGAUCUACCGCAAAGGCAGCAUCUCGUUCUUCGAGAUCGACGGACGGAAGAACAAGUGCUACGCGCAGAACCUCUGCCUGCUGGCCAAGUUGUUUCUCGACCACAAGACCUUGUAUUACGAUACGGAUCCAUUCCUGUUCUACGUUAUGACGGAGUUUGACUCUAGAGGAUUUCACAUAGUAGGAUAUUUUUCAAAAGAGAAAGAAAGUACAGAAGACUACAAUGUAGCUUGUAUAUUGACUCUACCUCCAUACCAAAGAAAAGGAUAUGGAAAACUUCUAAUAGAAUUUAGUUAUGAACUAUCCAAGUUUGAGGGCAAAACGGGUUCACCAGAGAAACCACUCUCAGAUUUAGGACUCCUUUCGUAUCGGAGUUACUGGGCACAGACCAUUCUCGACAUUCUGAUGCACAGCAAACCAGUCGGCGAUAAUGAGAAACCCAUCAUUACUAUAAAUGAAAUAUGCGAACUGACCAGUAUUAAGAAGGAAGAUGUGAUAAGCACGCUCCAGAACCUAAACCUGAUCAACUACUACAAGGGCCAGUACAUCAUCUCUGUCAAUCAGGAACUUAUGCAGCAACACGAAAAGAGUAUGGAGAAACGGACGCUGAAGAUCGACCCGAAAUGCUUGCAUUGGACGCCUAAAGAUUGGUCGAAACGUGCCAAAUGUGUUUGAGGAGCUGCGAGAUAUUACUCUGGCUUCCGACACGUAGCCGAAUUUGGAGCAAAAGUCUUCAUAGAAGAAUAGGUAAAUAUUUGUCUUACAACUAGCAUAUAUCUAAUCUGACUUCGCUACGGGUUUGAAAUGAUUCAAUGCAAUUAUAUAUUGCACAAUAUUUUAUUGUUCUAAUACAUUAUACGUUGCCUACUGUGAACUUUGUUGUACCUUAUCAUGGGCAUGAUGCCAACAGAAUAAUUUGGUACUAGCUUACUCGUAUCUAUCUGAUCAAGUUCUAGUACCUGUACAGAGUGAUUUUGGUAUGUCUGGCCAUACUUUCUGCGAGGGAUGGAUAUGUAGGUCAUACUCAUACGCAUAGUUUAUUGAUAAUAUAAAUGACAGGUCAGGCUUAUUACCUUUAUGAUUACCUUUAGGUAAUUCAUAUUAGUCAUGUAACUAAUAUGAAUUACCUAAAGGUACAAGAAAAUAUACAAGAUUCGUACAUUUGAGAAAUAAAUAAAUUCCAUUAACAAGUCAAUUAUUACGACAUUAUUAUUAUUUAUUGAACUACAUAUAUUUAGAGGUCAAGUAUUCCUCGACACAAAAACGGCCUCUCAAUAAGCCAAUUUUUGAGUUUAGCCUUGAAACUCGCCAGACUAGGCGCAUCAGUUAUGGAUGCUGGUAAGUUAGUACACAGCGGGGCCCAUGACGUGUAUAGAUUUAGCCGUUUCGGCUAGACAACGUGGCACUGCCGCUAAUUUGUGUCUAUAGCGAAUUAAACGGUCGCUGUCAUACUGAACAACUUAUAUUUGAUAUUACGCAAAACUCUUCGUAGGGCGCCUCUAUUACAUACUGAGGGCCUACCGCGAAACACGUAAAUCGAAGUUUCGUUAUCUGCCACUAUCACUCUUGCAUAUUUGAGCGAUAAAGAGGCAGAUAACGAAAUUUCAAUUGUCGCGUUUCGCGGUAGGUCUAUAAAUAAACUGCCUUGAUGCAUCAAUGUCAUAGUGAAAACUUCCCAAAAACUGUUUCAAGGCAUAUCUAUAAGUUACUCUAUAGUUUGUGUGAUAGUGCUGCUCUCUGGCGGCAGAACAUUGCAGUAAUACUCCCUAUUCUGGCGAAUCAUUUGUCAACGUUUUUUAUGCAAUAGCAGAUUAUUAUUAUUUUUUUUUCGAUUUCGCGGUUAGCUUCAUAAUAAAAGUAGUUUACUAUGACCUUCAUAUUCACCCCUCUCAGGAGUAUGGUCAGACAUAAAAAAAACACUAAAAUGAUCUUCAAAAAUUCUUGUUACUGCUGGAAUGGGAUUUAUCAUUCUUAGUUAGAGUCAAAAUGCCUUUUAUGUAAAUCGUAAAUAAAGUCACUUGAUUUCUGUUAGGA